Eutrema salsugineum is the source of this 629-nucleotide messenger RNA. RefSeq names its product pathogenesis-related protein 1. The record is from RefSeq and is a predicted model, not a curated record. The transcript has a single exon. Bases 6 to 500 code for a protein of 164 amino acids. Gene Ontology annotation, cellular component: extracellular region. NCBI's taxonomy places the organism in Eukaryota, Viridiplantae, Streptophyta, Magnoliopsida, Brassicales, Brassicaceae.
AAAAAAUGAAGAUAUGUAACUCUUCCCAAACCGUCAUAUUUGUGGCUAUAGCUCUUUUCCUAGCUUUUGCAGUUCCUCUGCAAGCCCAAGACCGGAAACAAGACUACCUCGAUGUACACAACCGAGCUCGUGCCAAAGUUGGUGUGCGUCCAAUAAAAUGGCAUGCGGGUGUGGCGGAAUACGCACGACAAUAUGCUCUGAGAAGGCGAGGGGACUGUCGUCUCAUUCACUCAGGCGGGCGUUACGGCGAAAACUUGGCAAAGAGCAGUGGUGCUCUGUCCGGAGCUGCCGCAGUGAGACUGUGGGUCAACGAGAAGUCUGACUACUUCUACAACUCGAACACGUGUCGCUCUGGAAAAGCAUGUGGUCACUAUACUCAAGUUGUGUGGAGAAACUCGGAGUGGGUUGGGUGUGCCAAAGUCAGGUGUAACAAUGGUGGAACCUUCGUCAUUUGCAGCUAUCAUCGUCCUGGUAAUGUUAGGGGCCGUAAGCCUUAUUAAGUACGCAGACGACGAAUAAAUCUUGUCCAUAGAGGACGCGUGUGUGUGUGUGUGUUUCUAUAAUUUCAAUAAAAUGAUCAUCAUCUAUCAGGAUAUGGUGAUUCCUUUGUGUGUUUAUGGUUAUGUAAU